This is a messenger RNA of Amphibalanus amphitrite, 3185 nucleotides long. RefSeq names its product max-like protein X. Lineage: Eukaryota; Metazoa; Arthropoda; Thecostraca; Balanomorpha; Balanidae. Gene Ontology annotation, cellular component: nucleus; membrane. The record is from RefSeq and is a predicted model, not a curated record. The transcript is spliced from 5 exons. Gene Ontology annotation, molecular function: protein dimerization activity; DNA-binding transcription factor activity, RNA polymerase II-specific; RNA polymerase II cis-regulatory region sequence-specific DNA binding. Gene Ontology annotation, biological process: regulation of transcription by RNA polymerase II. Bases 362 to 1801 code for a protein of 479 amino acids.
CACAUCGUUCACAUGUCCUAAUGCGGAAUAUCCACUAACAUCCAACUUGCAUCGCAAUUGUUUUUCUUUACGUUUUGGACUAGAUAAAGUGUUGAAACCUGUAAAGCAAGGCCUCAAGACGAGAAGAGAGAGAUAAGACGAGGAUACAGAGAUUGCACACACAUUACACAGACAUCAAUAAGGAAUAGCGACUAUAAGGCUCUGUCUAACCGAUCAAUCAAACAAAACAAUAUUGGAAAUAAUGUGUACGUGUUAAUUUGACCUUCUAAAAUAACGCGUUUUCCCGACGUUGGAGCCAUAACGUACUAUAAAACGUUAACUUUCCGACCGCAUCUUUAUUUGAUGUUUAUUAUAAAGCACCAUGGGUAUCAAAUCAAAGGCAAAAGCAAGAGUGAAGGAGCUCAAAAAAGUAAAAUCCAAGUUGAAAGAGGGCGCAGCAGCAAUUGCUGGGAUUGAAACAAAAGACGACGAAGAAUCAAUAGCAGAAAGAAAAGAAGAUAAGGCAGAAGGCGAACUAGGGAAGUUGGUGAAAAAGGGAAACGGCGUUCCGAAGCUGAUGAUGAGUGAGCCAGGCCGUCAGGCGUUCUGGUUCCUGAUCAUGCUGAUCUCGCUGGUGUCGUGCCAGGCCGGCCUGGCCUUCAGCUUCCUCGGUGCCACACUGCGGCCGGCGCUGGACAACCACCACGUCCUGCUGGAUCACUACGGACAGAACCAGGCCAUCCUCAAUGUCGGCAAAGCCGGCAGCCUGAUCGUGGUCGUGGGUCUGAUGAUGGUGAAAGGAUCAGCGUUCCAACUGGUCGCUGCACUCCUUGCUCGACAGAAGCGCAAGUCACGCCGCCGGUGCGCCGUCAAAUUUGCUUUUGGAUGUGUCCUCUUUGAGCUGUUGGUAAUCGUUUUUGUCUGCAUAGUCGCCGCUCUGUUUUUCUUCUGGCUGCGUCAAUUUCACGAGACGUACCGUGACACGCUGCCGCGCGCCCUAGUCAAGGGCUACCUUCAGAACACCACCAUCACCGCCUAUGUCAACUGGCUGCAGUACCGCUUCCAGUGCUGCGGAGUCACCGACUUCAAGCCACGGCGGCCAGUGAUGUCACUGCGCACAUCUGUCGAGCUCGGUGACCCGGCGGACAUGUGUCUGAAGCGCGAGCCGCCGCUGUCGCCGCCGGCCCAGCCACCGUUCUCUCGCUGCUCGUCGACCGGCUCUCUGACGGCCGCCGGCUCGUGCCACUCGGCGCCCGCUUCUGACGACGAGGACAGCGACAGUCGCACGCACACCCAGACAUACAAGGAGAGGCGCCGAGAGGCACACACCUUCGCCGAGCAGAAGCGGCGCGACGCCAUCAAGAAGGGUUACGACAUGCUGCAGGAGCUGGUCCCCACAUGUCACGCGCAGGAGGGCGCCGCCGGCACGCCCUACAAGAUGAGCAAGGCUGCCGUGCUGCAGAAGUCGAUCGAGUACACGCAGUACCUGCUCCAGCAGAAGCGCCGGCAGGAGGAGGAGCUGGCCAGUCUGCGCAAGGAGGUGGUGGCGCUGCAGAUCCUCAAAGCUAACUACGACCAGGUGGUGAAGGCGCACCAGGCGCGGCCGGGCCCGCAGGACGCCCAGGUCUCGGACGAGGUCAAGUUCCAGGUGUUCCGCGCAGUCAUCGACAGCCUCUUCCAGUCGUUCGAGGCCAGCGUGUCCACCAACAGCUUCGCCGAGCUCUCCGGCUCGAUGAUCGCCUGGAUGGAGGAGGAUGUCAAACCGCAGGUGCUGCGCGACACCUGCGUCCGCGUGCUCAGACAGAUCAAGCCGAACCUCUAGCGGCCAGUGUGCCUUGGCGGUAAGCAGCAUAACGCGUGAGUACUGCUGGUGCGUCUGCUGUUGUAUUCUCAGUUUUAGUGGGAGGCUGUUCGAAUCAUGGAUAAGCCAUGCGAGUGGGUAGUUAGCUGUGGUAUAUCGUGUGCACCAUGAUACGGGUGCGAGCGGAGGUGCUGCCCUCGGCCCGGGAGGCCGGGCACCGCAGCGCCCUCUGCCCUUCCUUCACAAACCCGGUACGUGCCAGGAAAUGUUAUCGCACUCGUGUGUGCGGCACCUGUUUCAGCCGUCGAUGAUUUAAAUGUGGUCUGAGGCACCGCUCAAUGUAGCACCUGUGUGAGCUCCAUACACUAAGCAGUAAGGUUUGUGCGGUAGGCUAUAAAAGCAGCUCAGGUUUGUGCAAUAGAUCACUGCCUCCCUCUCUGUAAAAGUGCAUAUACGAAGCUCGCUCAUCCUGCAGUCCACAAGGUUAGCAAUGACCAAAGUGGAUGAAGUCAGUGUAAACAGGACUUUACUGUCCCAAAUGUUUUAAAUUUCCAAAGCACCGAAUUUCUAACGUGCGUAAUAAGUUUUUACGUUCACCCGGAAUUAAACGAAACUCGUUAUACAUAGGACAUCAGACGAGCUUUGGCUCAGCUUUUCAAGACGCUACAGUUCGUAUGGUUAGAUAAUCAAGUUAGCAUUAUGACCUGUCUGAGGAAUAGAGGCUAUUUUUGAUCUUAUGCAGGGUCCCAGAGAUCGCACAUAACUAAUUAGAAGUGUACGCUUUAGUCAGUGACGAAAAGUAGCUGCAAAGUAUGACUGUUGAGUAACAAUCACAGCUUUUCGAUUGUGGAUUUGUGUACCUGAACAAUGGGUGGACACUUGUUAUCAACAAAAUUAAGUUUUUCCUUUGCUUGGCAUAGGUCAGCGAUUUAUUAUAUUGGCUGUUUUCAGCAGUGCCUACAAAUAUGGCCAUUAUGAGGUUAACAUUUCCUAAUUAUUUUCUAAAUAUAGGACUUAUGCCUUAUUUGGUAAUGAUUCGGAAUCUAUAUCGACCUUAUGUAUUACGAGCGUCCUUUUUGGCUGUUAUAACCAUGGUGGCUAUGCUGUUUAUUCUCGGUCCAAUGGCCAACCAGUAGCUCAUAAAGUGCAGGAGUUGUUACCAGCUGAGGAGUGUGAGUGUAUUUGUAAUUCUGUUUGUCGAGUUUGUGCAAUGGUACAGUGUUUUGUGAGUGGUGUGUAUCGGGAAACUUCUUAUUUUCUCCUCUUUUCUCGACAAUUUCUCUGAAUGAGUUUUUUAUUACAACACUAACGCUGCCUUAUCUCGGCUAGGCGCUGCAGAGGUGUGUUGUACGGAUUAUUGUCCAUUAGAUGUACUGUGGUGGGUAAAAAUAUAUGGCUAUCCUCA